This is a messenger RNA of Dermatophagoides pteronyssinus (European house dust mite), 567 nucleotides long. RefSeq lists its product as uncharacterized. The record is from RefSeq and is a predicted model, not a curated record. NCBI's taxonomy places the organism in Eukaryota, Metazoa, Arthropoda, Arachnida, Sarcoptiformes, Pyroglyphidae.
UUCUAAAAUUUUUCCCUUGAUAACAAUGAAAUUGUAAUUGAAUAAAAAUAGUGUGCAAAAACAAAACAAAACACUAUUAAUUCCUGGCGAAAACGACAAGUGAUUGAAAGAAAAAUGGCCGGUAACUUUGGUUUACUUUAUCCAAUAGUGCGUCUUGUGGUUGGCAUUCUUAUCGUAGUAAUGUUAAUCUUGCGGAUAAUGUUUUUAUUGGAUCAUUUUAGUACGUUGGUAGUAUCGGAAAUCGUAUGGCUAAUAUUUGCAUUCGUUACACUGAUGAUCGGUCUGAUUGGUGUUUGGAAAGAACAUUUUCUAUUUACAAUAUUAUUCAUAUUGAUACACUUGGUGUUGUAUCUGAUUGGAUAUUCCUAUGCAUUCUACUAUGAUAAUUUUAUGAUUGGAACAAUGAUACUAUCCGCUAUAUUUGCCUAUAUGCUACAUGCUAGCGGCCAUCAAGAGAUGAAUAUGCCAAAAUGUUAACAACAUAAUUCAAUCGAAACAUUUCGAACAUUAUAAUUGCAUUUCGUUCAAUAUUGUUGUUUGCCCCCUAAAAUAAAAUACGUUCAUUUU